Diospyros lotus (date-plum) is the source of this 1278-nucleotide messenger RNA. RefSeq lists its product as uncharacterized. The transcript has 4 exons. Bases 435 to 761 code for a protein of 108 amino acids. The record is from RefSeq and is a predicted model, not a curated record. NCBI's taxonomy places the organism in Eukaryota, Viridiplantae, Streptophyta, Magnoliopsida, Ericales, Ebenaceae.
AUUUUUUCCCCUAUUUCAAACUGAUUGCAGAACUGACCAGAUUGGUAGUUAGAUUUAUUUCAAUUCAUUUUGAGACUUCUGUUUUCUUAGCCUUUUCAUUUUCCUUUUCUUUUUGUUUUUUAACACCUUGUAAUUAGUGUACAAAUCAUCUCUUUUUAUUCCUUUUUUGGGGUAAAUUUUAGAUAAAAUGUCUUACAAUCUUGUAUCUCCAUUUGUUCUGUGGGUUUUAAAAAUUACAUCUUUUUUGGAUGGGGGAUGGUGUUAUCACUUCUGAGCUGUUGAUGAUAUGCUUGGAGCUAUUUCACUCAGAAUGCAAGGAGUGAAAUAGGGACAAUUUGUAAUGGCAUGAUUUUGGUCUCUCCAAAGAUGUGGUUAUCUUAUGGACUCCUCCACAUGCCACAAUAGAGAACAAUUUUCAACUUCUUUAGGGCAAAAUGCAGAGUUUAAUGUAUUUGCUGCCGGAAAAAGGAUUUACGGUGCUUGUUUUGAAUUUUGAAUCAGGUAGCCAUACUUUAGCAGAUAUUCCUUUCCAGGGGCUUUUUGCCAUCUUUUUCUCAUAUCAAAGAGAGCACAAACUUUGGAACAGAAAAAGAGAUAAGACACUAACAUGGCCAAAAGGAUGGAGGCAUUUCCAGAUGAAUCUGUUAGGAAUUGUUCUUAAGCUGAUAGGUCAUUUUAUUGAAAGGAUGAAAUUUGAUGGUGUUGAAGAACAAUUACAUAAGAGACCAAUCAGAUACCAUGGGAAAGGGAGGCCUAAAUGAACUGUUUUAGGAAGUUUUAUGCAUGUGUUUCUCUCCUUUACUUGGCAAACAACAGAAAGAUGAGGUGUUCACCAUUCUGUUGAAUGUCACAAACGCAAACGUGGCAAGCUCACGUGCCAAAACAUGCUAAACUUUUUGACGAGUCUUCUUUAGCAAAAUAGUUUUUUUUUUUUUUUUUUUUUAGGGGGGGGUGGAGGAUUGGUCUUAUCAAAAGGUGGGAAAUUGUGAAAGAUUUUUCAAAAUCACUCUGUCGGUGAAGCCUUAAUUUAAUGGUUUUAUGAUAGAUGCCAUAAAAUGACGUACUUGUCGAGUUAAAAUUUAUGUAAUUUGAGUUUGCUUUUCGGUGCUAAUUUAAGGUUUGGUAGCGGUGUUGUGUUGUCCUAUAAUUUCAGUUCUUUGUCAAAGUGUCCAGUAAAGAAUAAUAGCACUUCAAAAUAGAAUUUGCACCUAUCAGAUAUUUGUGUAGAGUAAUGGCAUACACACACACAUGCAUGCAUACAUAUAUUUCAGGACAAAA